GGAGGAGAGAAGCAAGAGCAGAUUAUAUAACACUCCUCUUAGAUGGCUGCGGCUUCUCUGCAUUGAAUAAUUCCCCCACUAUGUUUGGAGGAGCAGCUCGGCUCUGAUUCUAACGCUUCUCCCAUCGACCCGUAUGGGCUCUACCUCCACCCCUUUCUUCCUCCACGCUCCUCCCAUCCUUCCGCCUGUCUUCUUCGCUCGCCAAACCCUGUGCACCUUCUCCUCUUCUCGGCUUCGGAUGCCCUCCUCACUUACAUUAUGGACUCGGGAGGGGAAGGAGGAGAGGGUUGGAUGGAGGACCAGUGGGAGAAAUGGUUGACCCAUGACAUCAGCCUGGGUGAGUUUGAAGAUGAUGACCUGUCGGAGAUUACAGAGAUCACAGAUGAGCGCGGGGUGAGCCUUAACUGCAACGGCCCUGAUGUAAAGGGCCACGUGAGACGAGGGACCAAUAGCCGGCCGGGGAGGGCAGAGCUCGGCGCCGUCGGUCAGCUCCAGGCUGAGAUGCUCCAUUUGGACCUUAUUGACGGCGCCGACGGUUACCGCGGCGACAAAGAGUCCUGCAAGGCCUCCAUCGCGCCUCCGCCGGUCACCAAGGACCCGACACUACCGGUUACCAUGGAUACCUACCGGCCCAAGAGACCCACAACCCUUAACCUCUUUCCAAUUGUGCCACGAACACAGGACACGCUAAACAACAACUCUUUUGGGAAAAAAUACACAUGGCAGGAGAAAGUUUCCGGCUCAUCUUCACCUCUCAAAACCGGCGAGCUAACGCCUCCACGCGAGCACAACUGCCUGAGCGACGAGGACAAGGUGCAUAGCGGUGGUGCGCAAACCAAAGACAGAGGUACCUCCACCGACGCCCCCUGCAGGCACGCAAAAACAUCCGGUCGUUCGCAAAGCUCUACAUCCGCGGCAGCGACGCGGCCAAAGUUUCAGGAGAAACCACCCGCGCCGCCACCACCGCCCCUCAAUUACAAACCGGCUCCUCUCUAUCCGGCGGGGAAGGUGGAUGGGGGUGGACAAAGGGUCCAGUACCAGUCGGACACUCAUCUGGAGCCCACGGAUGAGAUUUAUUUAACUCCAGUACGGCGUUCCUCUGACCCCUUGGAGCCUCUUUGCACACAGGACCGUCCUUUCCUCUCACAGCAGACUGAGCAGGGCCGCAUGUCCAUCAGCUCCGACACAGAAGGCCCACCUCCCUACCAGCCACUACCGGAUCGGACCAACCCUUCCAUCUACGAAGACGAAGAAGUCUACAUCCCGCCGCCUUCCUACGCUUCCUGUGUUGAAUCGCUCAUCACGCCGCCAAGCAUGUCUCUCUCAGCUCACUCUUCCCUAGCACUGGACCUCAGUUUGAAGGGCUCAGGAACCGGUGCAGGGGCAAUUUUGCGAACUGGUUCUUCAGUAGAGUAUGUGGACGCAACAGACGACAGCUACUGUGGAGAGGACGAGGAUGUGGACAGAAUAAUUAUGGAUGAAAGAAUGAGAAAAGCGGGAGGAAAGGUGGAUGGCGGCAGCAGCAGGGCCGCUUUGUUACGGACUUCAAUGUGCUCUGAUGCCAGCGGCCUGUCGUACGACUCGGUCAAAUACACUCUGGUGGUGGACGAGCACGCUCAGCUAGAACUCGUUAGUUUGCGGCAGUGCUACCAAGGUUACAGCGACGACAGCGACUCGGCCACCGUCUACGACAACUGUGUCUCCUCUCCCUACGAGUCUGCCAUCGGGGAGGAGUACGAGGAGGACGAGGAAGAGGACUGCUCCCGCUUGGGGGGAGUGAGGCGAGAGGCCACCGCUUGUCUGUCGGAAGACUCUACGCCGGAUGUGGACCUGCACUUCUCGAAGAAGUUCGUCAACGUCUUCAUGAAUGGACGCUCUAGCUCAUCAAGUGCAGAGUCUUUUGGCCUAUUCUCCUGCAUCAUAAAUGGAGAGGAACAUGAUCAGAGUCAUAGAGCCGUCUACAGGUUUGUCCCUCGCCACGACGAUGAAUUGGAGCUGGAAGUAGACGAUCCAUUGCUGGUGGAAGUCCAAGGGGAGGAUUACUGGUAUGAGGGCUACAACAUGAGAACCGGAGCCCGAGGGAUCUUCCCAGCUUACUAUGCCAUCGAGGUGACCAAGGAGGCCGACAGCUUCAAUAAAGCAAAGAGCAGCGAAUGGAUGGACAGAUACCGGCUAAAGUUCUUGGGCUCGGUCCAAGUGCCGUACCACAAAGGAAACGAUGUUCUGUGUGCGGCCAUGCAGAAGAUUGCCACCAACAGAAGAAUGACAGUCAAGCACAACCCACCUUCUUCCUCUAUCCUGGAGAUCAGUGUGAAAGGAAUCAAACUGGCCGUCGAGGAGGAUUAUUACACCUGUGACGGCAGUAACGAGUGCAGUCACUUUUUCCAGCUAAAAAACGUCUCCUUCUGUGGUUUUCAUCCCAAAAACAGCAAAUAUUUUGGUUUCAUAACCAAGCACCCAGCAGACCAGAGAUUCGCCUGUCAUGUGUUUGUGUCUGAAGAGUCCACCAAGCCUGUCGCAGAAUCAGUAGGGAAAGCCUUCCAGUUGUACUACAAAGAGUUUGUGGAGUUUUCAUGCCCCACAGAAGAUAUCUAUUUGGAAUAACCUCGUCCUGCCUUCAACCACAGCCCUGUACAGUACACUGUAUCAUAUCAUGAUGUUGCAUGAAGGACACAUCUAAGAAAAUAACACAUGUAAUGAACAGGCAGGAAAUGAAGUGGAAGGGAAUACAAUAGAUCCCCGCACAUCGUAGUGAAAAGCUCUAAAAAAGGCCUAUUUUUGAUACUUUAAACCUGAAAAUAUACCAUACUUAGUUAUUAUUAUCAGUUUGUACACAUCAAGAAACAAUUACAGGUAUACAGUAUUGUACUUACACAACAUGACGUCUUGUAAAAGUAUCUUCAUGUUGGGAAAUGUUGAGCCCGUUGACUCGUGAGACGACGCCCUUUUCUGCAUUCAUAGCUGCGGCACACAAAGCAGAGACGUGAAACCCAUGUGAUGCUGCUAGCGGGGAUCUAGUGUAGUCUUCAAAGUGAUGCUGAAGGCUGCCCAUGAAGGGCAGCGUUUGCAGGGCGAGUCAGCAAAGUAGCAGCAUUUGGAAACUAAACCGCCUUUUACAAACUCCGUUUCCAUAUGAGUUGGGAAAUUGUGUUGGAUGUAAAUAUAAACGGAAUACAAUGAUUUGCAAAUCCUUUUCGACCCAUAUUCAAUUGAAUGCACUACAAAGACAAGAUAUUUGAUGUUCAAACUCAUACACUUUAUUUUUUUUUGCAAAUAAUAGUUAACUUAGAAUUUCAUGGCUGCAACACGUUUCAAAGUAGUUGGGAAAGGGCAUGUUCACCACAGUCUUACAUCACCUUUUCUUUUAACAACACUCAAUAAACGUUUGGGAAGUGAGGAAACUAAUUGUUGAUGCUUUGAAAGUGAAAUUCUUUACCAUUCUUGCUUGAUGUACAGCUUAAGUCGUUCAACAGUCUGGGGUCUUGUUAUCGUAUUUUACGCUUCAUAAUGCGCCACACAUUUUCAAGGGGAGACAUGUCUGGACUGCAGGCGGGUCAGGAAAGUACCCGCGAUCUUUUACUACUAAGCCACACUGUUGUAACACGUGGCUUGGCAUUGUCUUGCUGAAAUAAGCAGGGGGCGUCCAUGAUAACGUUGCUUGGAUGACAACAUAUGUUGCUCCAAAACCUGUAUGGACCUUUCAGCAUUAAUGGUGCCUUCACAGAUGUGUAAGUUACCCAUGUCUUGGGCACUAAUACACCCCCAUACCAUCACAGAUGCUGGCUUUUGAACUUUGCGCCUAUAACAAUCCGGAUGGUUAUUUUCCUCUUUGUUCCGGAGGACACCAUGUCCACAGUUUUUAAACCUAAUUUGAAAUGUGGACUUGUCAGACCACAGAACACUUUACCACUUUGGAUCAGUCCAUCUUAGAUGAGCUCGGGCCCAGAGAUAGUAGAGUUUUAACUUACACUUACAGAUGUAGCAACCAACUGUAGUUACUGACAGUGGUUUUAUGAAGUGUUCCUGAGCCCAUGUGGUGAUAUCCUUUACACACUGAUGUCGGUUUUUGGUGCAGUACCGCCUGAGGGAUCAAAGGUCCGUAAUAUCCUCGCUUAUGUGCAGUGAUUUCUCCAGAUUCUCUGAACCUUUUAAUGAUUUUGCGGACCGUAGAUGGUAAAAUCCCUAAAUUCCUUGCAAUAGCUCAUUGAGAAAUGUUGUUCUAAAACUGUUCGACAAUUUGCUUACAAACUGGUGACCAUCGCCCCAUCCUUGUUUUUUGAAUGACUGAGCAUUUCAUGGAAGCUGCUUUUAUACCCAAUCAUGGCACCCACCUGUUCCCAAUUAGCCUGCACACCUGUGGGAUGUUCCAAAUAAGUGUUUGAUGAGCAUUUCUCAACUUUAUCAGUAUUUAUUGCCACCUUUCCCAACUUCUUUGUCACGUGUUCCUGGCAUCAAAUUCUAAAGUUAAUGAUUAUUUGCAAAAAAAAAAAUUGUUUAUCAGUUUUAACAUUAAAUAUGUUGACUUUGUAGCAUAUUCACCUGAAUAUGGGUUGAAAAUGAUUUGCGAAUCAUUGCAUUCCGUUUAUAUUUACAUCUAACACAAUUUCCCAACUCAUAUGGAAACGGGGUUUGUACUUGCAUUCAUCCUUGAGGUGAAGAUGGACAAAAAGCAGGGGUGUAACGGUACAUGUGCAGCAUUCCGAUUAGGUCUCACUCCCGUCACGUUUGAUUGACGUCCCCAAACUCCCACAAGCCCAGGGAGUGUACGUAAACGCGGCCAUAAAAAAAGACGUGGCGUGGAAGCCUGCAGGGAGGCACUUCCAUUAGCGUGCAGCCUAGCGGGAGUUGUGAUAGUGCUUCUUUCGUUUGGUAAGACAUGAAAUAUGCCAACAAGGGUUGUCAAAAUGCGGCCCGGGGGACCGUUUGUGUUACAUGGUUCGCUUUUUUUGGGGACCAGGGAUAAUAAGAGCAAAAAGAUAUAAUGUAACGAGAAAAAGAGAAAAUGUUGAUAUUAAUAAAUAAUGAUAACACAAUUUAAUGUUAAAUAAUUUGUGUAGCUUUUUAACCUUUUUAAAAAUUACAAUUAUAAACAUCAAAGUGGUCCCAUGUUCGGUAUUCUGCAUUUCAGCCAAAUAGCAUCGUCAUUAACACUUUUUAUUUAAAGUCUUUACUGUGGCACCCACCUGCAUUGUUUCAAUUUACUAAAACAAAACCUUGUAAAUUAUCAUUAUUUAUUUAUUAAACUUGACAUCAAGAAUUUCAUUCAGGAUUACCGUAUUUUCCAGACCAUAGGGUGCACCAGAUUAUAAGGCGCACUGCCGAUGAAUGGUCUAUUUUUUAUCUUUUUUCAUAUAUUAUGUGCACUGGAUUAUAAGGCCCAUUAAAGGAGUCAUAUUAUUAUAAUUUUUAUCUAAAUUGAAAACACUUACUUGUAGUCUACAUAGCAUGGUUCUUUGGUCAAAAUGUUGCAUAGAUUAUGUUUUACAGAUCAUCUUCAAGCCGGUUUCCGACAGUCGCUUCCGGAUGCGCCGUUUUUGGGGCAGUCUUGUUUACGUGGCUCACUUUCGGCGGCGUCUUCUCCCCGUCCUCUUAGUUGUAACCGUGUAGCGUGCAAGGACGGGAGUGGAAGAAGUGUCAAAAGAUGGAGCUAACCGUUUUAAUGACAUUCAGACUUUACUUAAAUCAAUAACGGAGCAGCAUUUCCUCAUCCGGAAACAACCACACCGGAAAUGUGUCCCGUGAAAAACCGUCUGACCAGAACUCUAAUAACUGGAGUUCCUUGAGUGAAUAAUGUAAACUCACUUUACCGGUAUGUUUUAACGCUUUCAUGGCGAGUUUUCUUACAGAUAUAAGUAAGAACUUUACAGUACUUUAUAUUAGAAAUGGCAACAGCAGGGGAUGAAUGUCAGAUAACAAGAAGAUAGAGAAAAAGAAGAAGCUUAUGGACUAUGGCGUUUCCACGUACUAUGAAGGCGGAGGCGCACAACUUUUCAGGAUUUACGCAGAUCCCAAAUACAGAUCAGCAGGUACUAGAAGGUAAGAAAAGUUGCUUUUGCAUAAUAUUGCGAAACAAAACGUCAGAGAAUAUGUCUUACCUUAUACACACACACCAUAAUAAUAAUUGUUUGUUUAAUGCGCCGACAAUCCUUCAAGUGGUGCGGCUUCAUAGCUUAACAAACUCUUACUAAAACAUUUUGACAGAUUUUUUAGCGCCGUGUGUAAUCCAUAUUUUCAAUAGUACAUUUCAAAUGUUGGUGUUGUAUACUUGAGACCCAUCAUACUGCAGUCUACACGUAUGUUUGACUGCCAUCUACUGGUCACACUUAUCAUUACAUCAUGUACCAAAUAAAAUUGCUUCGAGGUGGGUAUGCUCAACCAAAAUUAUUUCUUACAUUAGGCACACCGGGUUAUAAGGCACACAGUCUAGUUUUGAGAAAAACUAUGAUUUUAAGUGCGCCUUAUAGUCCGGAAAUUACGGUAGUUUGCUCGCAGUUUGCCGUUUAAAAAAAAAAAAACAUUCCUUUUAAAAAGCAUCAAAGCUGUUUGCACAAAAGCUAAGCAAUUUAAUGUUUUAUAAAGUGAGGGCCUGAUUUACCAAGAUCCAAAUAAGUGGUAAAAUAUCAUGCACAAUGCGGUUAAAGACUCUGCAUAAAAUUUAAGUGCAAAAGUAGUAAAGACUGCCUUAUUUAAAAGGUUUUUUUGCAUGACCUGUGGUGUUUUAUGUUGUGGAACAUGCAGCACACAACUAUUAAUCGGUGCCACUUUUUUCUGGGCAACAUAGAAGCCCUCAUCGACUCGACUUGACAACGACUUUGCUUUCGGGCUGAAAUUAUUUAUUGAAAUAAUAGUAAAAGAUUACAUUUAUAUUCUGUUGCUGGGAUUAGUCGUUUGAGCGUAAAUCGUACAAAUUAAUCAAAUACGGACGGCACGGAGUGCAAUGAACUUUGAAUACGCAGGAAAUAGCACACACAAGAGCGGUGGUGCACACCAUUGACAUGUUUUAUGCGUUUUUUCUUUACUAAUGUACACGUGUUCAAUGUUGAUAAUGUGCAUUUAUUAGAAAAAAUAAUGCAAGUCUUGGCAAGCAAAUAAACUUAACUGUUAUUUUACCUUUUAUAUCUAUUCUUCCUAAAAUACGCAUUGAGUGUAUAUGUUGUGUUUUAUCUGAUUACUUGAAUAAUCGAACAAACUAAUCAAUUGAUCGCUACUUUGCAUGUUAUGAGAAGCUACUUGAAAAAAACUUCGCCUGGAAAAUAUAUUUGAAGCCAGCAAAGCUAAACAUACGUUGUUUAAGUGCCGUAAAUUCUAGACUAUACACCUCUGUUUUUCUGCCACAUUUUGAAGCAACUUAUGAGACAGAGCGGCUAACUUAUCGAUUUUUCUUCGUUGGCGGCUAUUGUAGUGAGCAAACUCGUCCAAAAGAUGAUGCAAUAGCACAAAUUUCGACACUUAAACCGAAGUUUCGUUCAGUCUUCUUGCCAUCCAUAGCAUUUCUACUCAUAUGGUUCUUCAUUCAUCACACCAAGCAACGUUUAUAACUUUUACAGUAUAACUAAAACUUUUUAUACCUACAAAACCGUCCCAUGUGUGAUGUUUGUAGGUGUUUUCAUGCAUAUUUGUACAUUCUAUCGUAAUGUAAUCACGCUACGUACGUCUCUUCAGCUUCCCUAUCAAAACUUCCACUUUUUGACUGGAAAUCCAGUUUUUGUCCUUCACAAACCUCAGCAAUGCUCUUGAGCGUGGGUUCAUUAAAUGAGCGGCUAGCUUCAUGUUACGUGAUUUACUAAAAUAACGUGAAAGAGAUGAAUGGACGUGAAAACGACAGAAAAGAUGUCUGCCAAAAGUCAAACUUUUGUGUAAAUUGAUAAGUCGGAGACUAAGUAAUGAAGAGCAGGCAGCAGCUCUCACAUUCUCUUACUUUCUGUAUUAUUCAGAAAGAAUUGACGUCAGCCAGCUUGAAAAAUGUUUCAACUAUAAGCUACGUCAAGGAGCCCUUGUUGUUUUUAUUUAAAUGUUUGCAACAUUCCAGGGUUCAUAGCGAGGAAACCUUACAAUGUAUUAAAUCCAUAAACUGCUAUAAAAUUGAGUCGACGGCGAGUUAUCAUGAUGAAGACAAAAUGCCUUUUUUUUUUACCAAUUUUCAACAUUAGCGAUGCAUAAAACAUUUUGUCGCUACUGGUCCGACGUUUCCUGAAAUUUUUUUUAAAAAAGCAACACCUUAAAGCCUUGUGCAGCUGUUUACGUAUGUAUAGUAUUCAUGUUUAAAUAACUUUUACUGAAAAUUAAUCUCUUCCUCUAUCGCCUUGACUACUAAUAAUCGGUAUGUGCUUGGAAAAACUAUAUCGUCAAUUUUUAGUACAUAACAGACCGGAAGGAAGCUGUAUUGUUACACCCCUUUUAACAUGAAAUCUUAUGGGUCUGUGAACUAAGCAGUGGUCCCCAAACACCGGUACCGGUCCGCACAAGAAAAAAAAUAAAAUAAAAAAAAUAAAUAGCGCAUGCUUAGUAUUACCGCCUGGUCAAACUCGUGACGUCACGAGUGACACUUCCCCUGUCAUCAUUUUCAAAAUGGACGAGGCAGAUUUCAAUACCGGUAAUUUGAAAUCGCAUAAAGGGAAGAAGAUUAAGAGCUAUUCAGGAGGAUUUAAGGUCCAAGCUUACAUCACACUCAAAUUUUUACUGCAUGCCUUUGGUAAGUGCCGCAGUGAGAAAAGGUUUUAAAUUAAUUAGCGCCCCGGCGGCAAUUCAAGGAAAUACGGUAUAUAUCUAUAUAUUUUUUUUAAUUAUAAAAUCAACAUAAAAUACACAAUAUAUACAAUAUAUAUAUAUAUAUAUAUAUAUAUAUAUAUAUAUAUAUAUAGAUCAGGGGUUGGGAAUCUUUUUGGCUGAGAGAGCCAUACAAACCAAAUAUUUUAAAAAGUAUUUCCGUGAGAGCCAUUGAACUUUUUUUUUCUUUUUUUUUUUUAACACUGAAUACAACUAAAUGCGUGCAUUUUUAAGAAGGACCAACAUUUUUAGAGUAUAAUAAGUCUUAUUCUUUUUAAUAAGAUUGUUAUUCUGAGGCUAUCCAAAAAUAAAUAAAAUACUUCUUACCAUUAAUGCGACUUCUUGAACAGGUGCGGUACAAACCGGAUGGAUGGAUGAAAAUGCAUGAAAAUGUUUUAUAUUUUGAAUGUUAUUUUUGAUACUGUGAUUACCAGCGGAUUUAUUCAUUAUUUAACGUGUUAAUAUCAGCUAAAAUUUAUCUGAGUGCCAGAUGCAGUCAUCAAAAGAGCAACAUCUGGCUUUAGAGCCAUAGGUUCCCUACCCCUGAUCUAGAUAAAAAAAACACAAAAAAAAACCCUCGGUCCGUGGGACACAUUUUCAAGCGUUGACCGGUCCGCAGCUACAAAAAGUUUGGGGACCACUGAGCUAAAGUGCAUUCUGGGAAAUGUGGUAAACUACCAAACAAAAGUAGACUCACGGGAUUAAAUAAAAAAAGAUAAUUACAAGAAACUGAUCACAUACAGAAGGGAAGGGAUUUAUAUGGCCCCAUUCCUGGAUGGUGAGAGGAAGAGAAGGGGUUAAUCAUUUUGCAAUGCAGUCAGCUGAAAAUGAUGGAAAGCACCACUCCGCUGUGGUCAAAGUUGGAAUAUACUGUAGAUAGUGCAUUCCACUUAUGCCACGUUUCAUCCAUCCAUCCAUCAUCUUCCGCUUAUCCGAGGUCGGGUCGCGGGGGCAGCAGCCCAAGCAGGGAAGCCCAGACUUCCCUAUCUCCAGCCACUUCGUCUAGCUCUUCCCGGGGGAUCCCGAGGCGUUCCCUGGCCAGCCUGGAGACAUAGUCUUCCCAACGUGUCCUGGGUCUUCCCCGUGGCCUCCUACCAGCUGGACGUGCCCUAAACACCUCCCUAGGGAGGCGUUCGGGUGGCACCGAACCACCUCAUCUGGCUCCUCUCGAUGUGGAGGAGCAGCGGCUUUACUUUGAGUUCCUCCCGGAUGGCAGAGCUUCUCACCCUAUCUCUAAGGGAGAGACCCAAACUCAUUUCGGCCGCUUGUACCCGUGAUCUUAUCCUUUCGGUAAUGACCCAAAGCUCAUGACCAUAGGUGAGGAUGGGAACGUAGAUCGACCGGUAAAUUGAGAGCUUUGCCUUCCGGCUCAGCUCCUUCUUCACCACAACGGAUCGAUACAACGUCCGCAUUACUGAAGACGCCGCACCGAUCCGCCUGUCGAUCUCACGAUCCACUCUUCCCCCACUCGUGAACAAGACUCGCUUAGCCACGUUUCAUGUGUCAGGUAAAUCACGAAUAACGCGGCCAUCUGAAUCCCCUUUCCUACUGUACAAGUAGACAUUUUAAGUGCAAAACUACUGUAAGACUCCUCAGUAUUGUUAGAAACACCACACACAGUUCUCCUGUUCCAUUAUGACAUCAUCAACCUUGGCGUCCAACUCCAGGAAUAGCAGAAAAAAGCAAUAAGCUGGUAGAAUACAAACUUUUAGUCACAAAUCCAAAGUCAGUUUCUGUUUGGUAACAAAACAAUACAGCAGGUACUUGGGAGCAGGAACUUCACUGGUAGUGCCUCUUUUUCAUUGAGCAUCGGGACCUUCCUCCAUCGUUGUCACGACACCGGAAGUCGUGAUCGGGUGUGUUUGAAUGCAGAUUGUGAUGUUAAUGAAGACCGCGUGUGUUAAUGUGUGUGUUUUUCUCCUCACUGUGUUGUGACAUCUACAAGCGUGUAUGGAAAGUUCAAUUGAAAGCUGGAAUCUAUAGCAUGCCUUGUCGAUCAUAAAUAUGUUGGGAGUGAAGCCAAAGGAAAAGGGAGAACGACAUGUUCUGCAGUGGGGACACAAAAAAACUGCUUUCAACAUCCUUUGUCCCUAACCCUCAUUUGUAAGAGAUCAUUUUAUGGGAUCUAUAUUUACCACAGAAUGUUUCUAAAACUGAGUUCUCGGUGAAGGACGUGGCCAUCGCUUAAACCCCCCCCCCCCCCGUGUUUGAGGAAUUGAAAAUUCCAAAAAUGGCUGAUGUAAUGACUUUCUAUGUUUUUCAAGAGCAGGUGAAGACAGACAGUGGGGGCUGCACAAAAGGUGUACAAAUAUGUCAUAUAGAAAUGAUUUAAUAUUUGUAAUUAUAAACAUUGUAUUAAUUGAUUAUGUAGUGGGUGAAAAUAUGAUUUGGAUUUUUUUUUCUUUAAGAUGUGAAGUCUUUAUUUAAAAAUCUAAGAAACUGUG
Molecule: messenger RNA, 11210 nt
Organism: Nerophis ophidion (straightnose pipefish)
Lineage: Eukaryota; Metazoa; Chordata; Actinopteri; Syngnathiformes; Syngnathidae
Product: C-Jun-amino-terminal kinase-interacting protein 1-like
Exons: 12
Coding region: 259-2604 (781 amino acids)
Biological process (GO): regulation of JNK cascade
Cellular component (GO): cytoplasm
Molecular function (GO): protein binding
Source: RefSeq, a predicted model, not a curated record